CAAAACAAUGGCCGACUGUCAAGCUAGCGUGUGUCCUUUUAUGAUCUUUAUAAACGCUUAACAAUAGGGUUUCACGUGCUCUGUUUAAUUUCCUAUUUUGGGGAUGGAUAGAUUAUUUAAUACAUAUAUCUUUAAAGAGUAAGACUGCUGGAAAGCCCAGCUUUUCGUUACUAAAAUGAGCGAUGUGGUGGAAAAGACCCUGACAGCUCUGCCGAGUCUGCUGUCUUUAGACUCUCACUCUGGAUCUACAAAACUGUCCUCCUCCUCAAAACUGGGAAACCUCAUCAGAGGGAUCACCGAGUUGACGUCCAAACAUGAAGAGGAAAAACUUAUUCAACGUGAACUAGCCUCUAUCAAAGAGCAGGUGUCCUCUCCAAACACCUCCAUGAGGCAGAUGAAGGAGCUCAUGGUGAGAGCAAUCUACUGUGAAAUGCUGGGUUAUGAGGCUUCGUUCAGCUAUAUUCAUGCCAUCAAACUCGCUCAACAAGGCACUGCUCUGGAGAAAAGAGUCGGCUACCUCGCCGUCUCUUUGUUUCUCAACGAAAGUCACGAGCUGCUUCUUCUCCUUGUGAACACUGUAUUAAAGGAUCUUCAGAGCACAAAUCUUAUUGAGGUGUGCAUGGCUCUAACCGUUGUCAGCCAAAUGUUCCCCAAAGAUAUGAUUCCUGCAAUCCUUCCUCUGGUUGAGGAGAAACUUAAUCACCCAAAAGAAAUCAUUCGCAGAAAAGCAGUCCUGGCACUUUAUAAGUUCUACCUAAUAGCACCAAAUCAAGUUCAACACAUCCACAACAAGUUUCGUAAAGCUCUCUGUGACAAGGAUCCUGGCGUCAUGACAGCGUCACUACACAUCUACUUACAGAUGAUCCAGGAGAAUCCAGAAGGUUAUAAAGACCUGACAGCAAGUUUUGUCACCAUACUGAAGCAAGUAGUCGGAGGAAAACUGCCCAUGGACUUUAACUAUCAUAGUGUUCCUGCUCCCUGGCUCCAAAUUCAGCUUCUCAGAAUUCUGGCUUUUCUUGGGAAAAAUGAUCAAAGUACAAGUGAGAUCAUGUAUGACAUCCUCGAUGAGUCUUUACGAAGAGCAGAAAUAAAUCAUAACAUCACCUAUGCAAUAUUAUACGAGUGUGUAAAAUGCAUUUACACAAUUCAUCCCAAAUCUGAACUGUUGGAGAAAGCUGCUAAGUGCAUUGGAAACUUUGUUCUGUCAACAAAGAUUAAUCUCAAAUAUCUAGGGUUAAAGGCCCUCACCUAUGUGGUCCAGCAGGAUCCUAAGCUGGCCCUGCAGCAUCAGGUGACCAUCAUUGAGUGUCUUGAUCACCCAGACCUCAUCAUCAAGCGUGAGACACUGGAGUUGCUCUUUCGGAUCACUAACGCCCAGAACGUUACAGUCAUUGUCGAGAAGAUGCUGGAGUUUCUGCGCGUCAAUAAAGAUGACUACACUACCAUUGACCUGGUGGGCAAGGUGGCAGAGUUGGCAGAAAAAUAUGCACCAAACAAUGAAUGGUUCAUUGAGACCAUGAGCACAGUGUUUUCAGUUGGUGGAGACACGCUGCAGCCCGACAUCCCAAACAGUUUCCUUAAACUGCUUUCUGAGGGAUUUGACAGCGUGGAGGACGACAGGAAGUUGAGGCUGUUUGCUGUGGAUUCAUAUGUUUCUAUGCUGCAAGGAGAGCCUGGAAAACUGCCACAGCGCUUUCUCCAAGUCAUCAGCUGGGUCCUCGGGGAAUACUCCUAUCUGAGGGGGGAACUUGAAGCGGCAACAGUGCUGAAGCUGCUGGCCAAACUACUGGACAUGAAGAGCACGAGCAGUGAAACCAAGAACUGGGUCCUCAUGGCAAUGACCAAGGUCUGUGAGGGCAGGGUGGGUGUUUCUGUGGCCCAGGAGGUUUGUGAAACAUACAGCAGCUGCCUGGAUACAGCGCUGAGACAGAGGGCUCAAGAGCUGCAGCACCUCAGCCAAGACCCCGACCUGCGAGCAAAGGUGCUCCCUCGGGAUGCCGGCCCGGAGCCCUUGGAGGUGGAUUCCUCUCUGUCGUUCCUGGAUGGAUUCGUGUCGGAGGCGUUGGCAGCGGGCGCGGCUCCAUACAAGCCCCAACAUCAACGGCAGGAGGAGCUGGCUCAGGCAAAAGCGUUGAGCAUGGAGCCAUACGGCCUGCCCAUCAGCAUGUCCUCCUGCAGCAUCGCAGACAGACAGUCUCCUACUCUGUUGUCUGUAAGCUCUGGUCUGUCAGGUGAUAGCCCCGACCUCUGUCAAAAAGGAGGCUCUACGACUCUGAAGCUGGACGGUGUGAAGAGGGUGUGGGGGAGGCAGGGCUACCUGGUGCAGAGGGAACCUGUGGAGGAGCCUGACCUUGUUGAGGUUACCGGUCCCCUCCAGUCACCCAACCAGCACGGAGGGGCUGAGGGGCCCCCCAGCCAGACUCCCACUCCGAACCCGACCCCGCAGCCCGAACAAGAGAAACAGCAGCUGGCCUCUUCGCUGUUUGUCGGCUUGGGCUCCCAAAGCUCUCUGUGUCUGAUGGGGAAAUCUGAGCUGACGACACAGCGAUUCAGAAGAAAAGCAAAAGGUCCGGUCCUGUCCUCCGGUACCAGCGAGCAAAUAUCCAACUCCUUCGUCUCCGGUUCGAGCGUGGCCAAUAACUUGCUGUGCAACAACCUCCUGGACUCAAACAUCACCUCAGAAACGGCUGUUCCUUCACUCGAACAGACGUCCCAAACCUCCCACGGCGCCACUGCUGCAAACGGCGCCUGUGACGUAGAGUCAACGGACAGUGACAUGAAGGAAAAUUGCCCCUCUGUCAUUAGGGAUAACGGGCUGGUAGCUGCUGCUCCAGCUCCACGUGAAGGCCGAGACAAACUGAAAGACCUGAGCACUCAUCUUCCUGCAGAGUUCUCUGGACUCUGUCACUCAGAAAUCUCUCCUCUGGCCUCAAACCAAAGCCUGGAUGUCUCUGCCUGUCAUGUGCAGAAGGAGGACUCUUUAGCGCUGGUGGUUUUCAUGUACAACUCUUCUGACUCUGACAUUCCUCACAUACUACUAGAGCUCCACUCAGAGGAACUUGAGGUGUCCUGUGACUGUGACAGUCCGGGUCAGGAGGCGAGGAGCCACAGCGUAGCGGUGCGUCAGUACUCCCUGACGGUGAAGAAGCCUUCCGUCCACGUCGAAGUGGUCGGGGUGGUGUCUUAUCAACUUCCUGUUGGGACGUCUCAGUCGGUGCAGUUUUCAUACAAACUGCCUCUUGCCAGCUUCAUCAGACCUUUGACCGUGUCCACGGAGGAGUACGGGACAAUGUGGCUGGACUUCUCUCAUGAUACAAAGCAGAAGCUGACACCGAUAACUGUCGGCCAAGAACCUCUCAUGGACACUCUGAAUGUGCUAAAGAAGAAACUUAAGCUUCAUGUCGUGGAAAUCAUUGGAAUGGAAGGUAUCGUGGCUUGCCAAGUCCUCCGAGAUCAGCCGUGUCUGAUGCACUGCCGCCUGCACGCGGGGACGCUGUCCGUGUGGCUGCGCUCUCCGGUGCCCGACCUGCCCGACUGCCUGAUGUACCACUGUCAAAGAGCUCUACAGGAGCACUGAGCCUCUGAGUGUGCAGCGUGGACACCUGUCCUUCAAACACUAAGAAGAAGGUACACAGAGCUGAGCAUCUUUAUGUCACGGUGUAUUUCUUUAUUCUUCUCUCCCACUACAAGUUAAAAUUUAAAAUUUUUGUUCUUGGAACAUUUAUUUUUUUGGGGGGGAAUUGCUGGAAUAGUUCACAGGCUCACAGCUGUUUUGAAUGUCAUGGCUGGAAUAACCUCAGGGCCAAACAGCUGCGUUUUGAACCUGUGAGUGUUUUGCAUUUCAAAAUAACAAUAAUGUCUUAAAAAUGAUGACAGGGCUUCACUUGAAAACUUGAAUGGGUUUAAACAUGGUCGGUGGCUGAAAUGAAUUAAGCCGAUCAGACAAAAAGGUAAUUUAAUCAAUAGUGAUGAAAUAAGAAUAAUUUCUUUUUGCAUCUGAUGUUAGUUCUGAAAUGUUUUUAGAGAAGCACAGUGAAAAUAUUAAACCAGAUUAAUUUCAUCAUUACUUCUGGUGUGACGGACAUUCCCCCUUUGCGUCCCUCUCUGUAAUAUGGAUGGUAUUAUUGUAAUUAUUCUCUAACAACUAAUUGACUGCAGCAGUUACACGUAUUUCUGUCAUCUAUGAGGAGUGCUUUGACUUAAAUAAGCACCAUGUUCGUGCUGUUCAUCUGUCAUUGUGAUGAGGAGCAUUUCAGGUUCUCUCCUGUUUUGCAGAAGUUGUUUGAUAUGAUUGUCUAUGCAUUCAUUUUUUGGGGAGGGGUGGUUUUAGUGUGUAUGAUUAUUAUAUUUUUCUAUCAAUGCAGUAUUAGAAAUAUAUUUAUUGGAUUUAUAUUCUUACAGAAAAUAUUUUACAUGUUUUUUUUGUGGAAGAAAGACACUCCAUCUACUGUUUGAUCGUUCUGCGUCAGAUUUGACUUGUACAGCCUGUAUUAUUUAAUUCAUCCUGAAGAGAGAGUGUCCU
Messenger RNA from Pungitius pungitius (ninespine stickleback), 4522 nucleotides. RefSeq names its product adaptor related protein complex 4 subunit epsilon 1 (gene ap4e1). The transcript has 21 exons. Gene Ontology annotation, cellular component: AP-4 adaptor complex; membrane coat. Gene Ontology annotation, molecular function: cargo adaptor activity. NCBI's taxonomy places the organism in Eukaryota, Metazoa, Chordata, Actinopteri, Perciformes, Gasterosteidae. Gene Ontology annotation, biological process: intracellular protein transport; vesicle-mediated transport. The record is from RefSeq and is a predicted model, not a curated record. The coding region runs from base 176 to 3577 and encodes 1133 amino acids.